AAUGCAAUACUAAAGCGACCCAAGACCGGAGAUGCUUUAUGCAAAGAAUGUUUUUACACCGCAUUCGAAAAUGAAAUUCAUUGUACAAUUCAACAAGCAAAUCUAUUCAAAAACGGGGAUCGUGUUGCGGUCGCAGCAAGUGGUGGAAAGGAUUCAACCGUAUUAGCGUAUGUUUUGAAAUUGUUAAAUGAACGACACAAUUAUGGACUUAAACUAAUUCUUCUAUCGAUUGACGAAGGAAUUACAGGAUACCGCGAUGACAGUUUGGAAACAGUUAAACAAAAUCGUGACGAUUACGAAAUGGAAUUGAGAAUUCUGUCAUAUGAAGAGUUGUACGGUUGGACGAUGGAUCGAAUAGUCGGUGAGAUCGGCAAAACAAAUAAUUGUACAUUCUGUGGUGUAUUUCGUCGUCAAGCGUUAGACCGGGGUGCAAAAAUGUUAAAUGUAAAUUGUAUAGCGACGGGUCAUAAUGCUGAUGACAUUGCCGAAACUGUAAUUAUGAACAUUUUGCGAGGUGAUACCGCCCGAUUGUCACGAUGUACAAACAUCAAAACGAUUGACGAAGACGAUGAAGCGAUUGCCCGUGUCAAACCGCUGAAGUAUACAUACGAAAAAGAGAUUGUAAUGUAUGCACAUUUCAAAAAAUUGGUCUAUUUUUCAACGGAAUGCAUAUUUGCGCCGAACGCAUAUCGUGGUCAUGCCCGUGCAUUUUUAAAGGAUUUGGAAAAAGUGCGACCGUCUGUGAUAAUGGAUAUAAUUCAUUCCGGUGAACAAAUCAAAUUUAAAUCAACGGUUAAAAAACCGGUGCGUGGCAUUUGCAAUCGAUGCGGUUUUGUUUCGUCACAGCAACCGUGCAAAGCGUGUGUUUUACUCGAAGGUUUGAAUCGUGGCCUACCAAAAUUAGGAAUUGGUAAACGUUCACGUGCCGAUCGAAUGAUUGCAGAACAAGAACGAGAUUUGGCGCAGGCCUUUCGUGAGAAAGCCCAUCUCGUCAAAAAUGAUUUUUAGUGUUGAAUUCAUUGUGGUUUCGGUUUGAAAUUUAUAAAUAAAUUAUUUGAAAUCAGAGAUCA
This is a messenger RNA of Contarinia nasturtii (swede midge), 1070 nucleotides long. It is a transcript of the gene Ctu1, whose product is annotated as cytoplasmic tRNA 2-thiolation protein 1. The record is from RefSeq and is a predicted model, not a curated record. Gene Ontology annotation, biological process: tRNA wobble position uridine thiolation. Gene Ontology annotation, molecular function: tRNA binding. NCBI's taxonomy places the organism in Eukaryota, Metazoa, Arthropoda, Insecta, Diptera, Cecidomyiidae. The annotation marks the transcript as partial. The transcript is spliced from 4 exons. Gene Ontology annotation, cellular component: cytosolic tRNA wobble base thiouridylase complex; mitochondrion.